Chanos chanos (milkfish) is the source of this 765-nucleotide messenger RNA. RefSeq names its product proenkephalin b (gene penkb). The record is from RefSeq and is a predicted model, not a curated record. Gene Ontology annotation, molecular function: opioid receptor binding. Bases 1 to 765 code for a protein of 254 amino acids. The transcript is spliced from 2 exons. Gene Ontology annotation, cellular component: axon terminus; neuronal cell body; dendrite. Lineage: Eukaryota; Metazoa; Chordata; Actinopteri; Gonorynchiformes; Chanidae. Gene Ontology annotation, biological process: chemical synaptic transmission; sensory perception; neuropeptide signaling pathway.
AUGGCUGUCCCGGUGAUCACCUUCUGGUUAGUGAUUUUGAGCGCGUGCCUCGCGCUGACAGUUAGUGCGGACUGUGGCGCAGACUGUGCGUAUUGCUCCGUGCACUUGCGGCUUCAACGAACAGAUCUCAACUCCGUAGCAUGUGUUUUGGAGUGCGAGGGCCCGGUAAAUUCUGGAACUUCCUGGAGUUUAUGCCAAGACCUCCUGCAGACCACCAUCGGCAUAAACCAGGGUGAUCAAAUCUCCACAGAGACGUCACAACCGGAAACCGAGCAGCACUCACUGGAGAAAAAGUACGGAGGCUUCAUGAAAAAAUACGGGGGGUUUAUGAAGCGUUACGGUGGUUUUAUGAAGCGUUAUGGAGGCUUUAUGAAGAAGACAGCUGAGCUGUAUGGGCUGGAGCCCGAUGAUGUGGACCACGGCAGAGAAAUCCUGAACAGCCACGACUUAGAGGUCCUGUCCAAUCAGAUCGCAGAAGACGCAAUGAAGGAGGCGGGAGAUGCAGAAGACAAAGAGGGCGGAGCGGCCACCAAACGUUACGGUGGUUUCAUGAGAAGGGGCGGGGCUUACGGUUCAGAGGGCGUGGUCAGGGCGCUUCAAAAGCGCUACGGGGGGUUCAUGCGAAGGGUGGGACGGCCCGAGUGGGGGCAGGAAUCGAAACGCUACGGCGGAUUCCUCAAACGCUCAUCCCCUGGGGAGGAUGAAGAGGAUGAAGAGGAGUCUUCGGAGGUCGACAAGCGGUACGGAGGAUUCAUGGACUAUUGA